Ipomoea nil (Japanese morning glory) is the source of this 629-nucleotide messenger RNA. RefSeq lists its product as uncharacterized. The record is from RefSeq and is a predicted model, not a curated record. The transcript has 3 exons. The coding region runs from base 1 to 378 and encodes 125 amino acids. Lineage: Eukaryota; Viridiplantae; Streptophyta; Magnoliopsida; Solanales; Convolvulaceae.
AUGGCGAUAUUACCGUGUACUGUGUAUGUCGUCACUGCACCUUCCCAAUUCAAUUUUAUAUGCGGUCUUUCCCUCUCCACUCUCCACUCUCCACUCUCCACUCCUCCCAAGUCCCAACAACUCACUCUCGACAGCUCUUCCCAACAACAACUCAUUCUCAGGUUCCUCUCCGGCACUCUCAGGUUCUUCUCCAGCAACAACUCGCGUCAACAUCAACAUCAACAGACCAUUAAGACUCAGGGCUUUUUAAUGGAUCUACGUAAGCAAAAUGAGGAGCUAUCUGGCUGCAGUCUUAAUGAUCUGGGACGUAUGAUAAAGGAACAAGAAAGACAACUUACUGCUUUACUUGAGGAGCACCGCGGCGUUUGGCCGAGUUAGAGAUGCCACUUCAGCUGCAUGUUGAAAGGCGUUGACAAUAGCCAGAAAGUACUGCGAAAUAAAAAGCAAUCGGGAUGAGAUAACUGCGCUUAAUACUAAAUUGGAAAUUGUCAACCAGGAAAUCGAUAAAAUCAUCAAAGAGGGGAAGCGGUUGGAAGUCUUAAACGAUGAGGCGAAAGGCUUCCUUGCCAACUUACAACAAGCUUUGGACGAUUUGGUGAACUUAUCACGAUCUACAUAGGCUUUUAUGC